CUUUUCUAUGAGGUAACAUGGACAAAGUGGUCGUCUGUCUCCUACUUCUGGGAACUGCACUUACGAUGGUCCAUGCAUGUCCCAAAUAUUGUGUCUGCCAGAACCUGUCUGAGUCUCUGGGGACGCUGUGCCCCUCCAAAGGACUGCUCUUUGUGCCACCAGACAUCGACCGUCGAACUGUAGAGCUCAGACUGGGCGGCAACUUCAUCCUUAAGGUUACCACUCAGGAUUUUGCCAACAUGACAGGACUGGUGGAUCUCACUUUGUCCAGAAACACAAUUGGCAGCAUCCAGCCUUUCUCUUUCAUAGAUUUGGAGACCUUGAGAUCCUUGCACCUUGAUAGUAACCGGCUGACUGAACUGGGAGCCGACGACCUCCGAGGACUGAUCAACCUGCAGCACCUGAUUCUCAAUAAUAAUCAGCUGAAUCAAAUCUCAGAUUCAGCUUUUGAUGACUUACUACUAACAUUGGAAGAUCUGGAUUUGUCUUAUAACAACUUGCGCAGUGUGCCUUGGGAAGCCAUCCGCAAAAUGAUCAACCUACAUCAGAUGAGUCUGGACCAUAACCUCAUCUCCUUUAUUGCUGAGGGAACUUUUACAGACCUCGAGAAGUUGGCUCGCUUGGAUCUAACCUCCAAUCGUCUCCAGAAACUGCCUCCAGACCCCAUCUUUGCACGUUCCCAAAGCAGUAUGAUCAUGAGCACACCUUAUGCACCUCUACUUUCUCUAAGCUUUGGUGGAAAUCCAUUGCACUGCAACUGUGAGGUACUGUGGCUACGAAGGCUGGAUCGUGAGGAUGAUAUGGAAACUUGCGCUUCUCCAACUAGUCUGAAGGGGCGCUAUUUUUGGUCUAUUCGGGAGGAGGAGUUUGUUUGUGAGCCCCCUUUAAUCACACAACAUACGCACAAAUUGCUGGUACUGGAAGGUCAAACGGCUAGUUUACGAUGCAAAGCUGUUGGAGAUCCAAUGCCCACUGUGCACUGGGUUGCUCCAGAUGACCGUUUGAUCAGCAACUCAUCACGAGCAACUGUGUAUGAAAAUGGCACGUUGGACAUAGCAAUCACCACACCCAAGGAUUAUGGCAUCUUUACUUGCAUAGCUGCUAACGCUGCAGGAGAAUCUACAGCAUCUAUUGACCUAUCCAUCAUUCAACUCCCCCACCUGACUAAUGGCACAAAUCGUACCACUCAGUCCAAGUCAGGACUUUCGGAUAUCACAAGCUCUACAAAGCUAAGUAAGGGGGAUCCCAAACCUCUUCCAGAGAAGGUGGUCUCUGUAUCUGAAGUGACUGCUGUCUCUGCUCUGAUUAAGUGGACUGUAAGCAAAUCAACUCCAAAGGUCAAAAUGUUUCAGCUUCAGUACAAUUGUUCUGACGAUGAAGUCCUCAUUUACAGGAUGAUUCCCAGGACUCACAGGGCGUUCGCAGUCACUAAUUUGGUGCCAGGGAUGCAGUACGACCUGUGUGUCUUGGCCAUUUGGGAUGACACUGCCACCACGCUUACAGCCACCAACAUUGUCGGCUGUGUCCAGUUCGUCACCACGGAUGACUACCCGCAGUGCCAGUCACUUCACAGUGGCUUCAUGGGCGGCACCAUGAUUUUGGUUAUCGGUGGCAUCAUCGUGGCCACACUACUGGUGUUCAUUAUCAUCCUUAUGGUCCGCUAUAAGGUUACUAGUGGGAUCCAAAUGAGUAAAUUACCUACUGUGAGUAACACAUACUCACAGACCAAUGGGGGAGUGAACAGGUUCAACGGCGCCCCACCACAGGUCAAGUCCACAGUGGUGGUCAUGCGUGAGGAGAUGGUAGAGUUCAAGUGUGGAUCCCUCCAGAGCAGCCUCUCUUCAUCAUCAUCUUCCUCUAACUCAUUAGACAGCCAAACAGGAAGAGGAGCUGGUGGCCGCUACAGUGUUCAGAGCAGUGAAUGCAGCACCCUGCCCAGCAGUAAGUUCAGGAGGCAUGCGCAUGGAACCAAAGCACGGCAAAAUUUGGACCACCUUUUAGGGGCCUUCACCUCACUGGAGCUGCGAGGUCCAGUGAAGGAGCACCAAGGGGCUUCGAGCUCCUCCACCGCUCAAAACACCAUCACAACGGUAGCUGUGGCACCGCCAUCUGAUAAAGAGCCCCUGCUCGGGAGGGCUGAGUCCACGACUAUGCUUGGACGACUUCUAGGUUUUCCCCAGGAGGGUAAGCCUAAGAGGAGCCAUUCGUUUGACAUGGGCCAUGUUGGGGCAGCACAGUGUCGCAGCAGCCAACCGCGCAGGAUCAGUAACAUCUGGACUAAGCGCAGUCUGUCUGUUAACGGUAUGCUCCUGCAGUACGAUGACAGUGAAGAAGAGAAACCCUCUUUUGAGAGCUCUGAGUGGGUAAUGGAGAGCACAGUUUGAGUACAGACCAUUCAUAAGGUUUAAGACCAAACAGUAGAUCGGUAUCACAAACUGAUGAAACAAGAGGGAGCCUUGAAUAAGGUUCCAUGACAAAGCUGUCUAUAUGAAGUUCAACCGUGUGAAUACUGUUGAGAAGACACACAGAUCAAAAAGUAAACGCCCAUGAUCAGAAAUCUCAGACACGUUUGCCUAUAUGUGAAAAUGUUCCAUUUAAAAAUAACUGGGGGGAAAAUACCCAUAUGGAAUAAAUCCUGAUCUGCAGUCAAGAGGAAAGAUAAGACAUUCAGAGUGGAUUUAUUACUUCUUUAUCAAAGGACUUGAAUACCAAGAGGAUUUGCUUUGACUGUGAUAAACUGGAUCACAGUGUUGUGAACUAAAGGUUGAUCCUGAACUACUCCUGCAGCAGAGUUGGACCACGUGAGCUAG
Molecule: messenger RNA, 2810 nt
Organism: Nematolebias whitei (Rio pearlfish)
Lineage: Eukaryota; Metazoa; Chordata; Actinopteri; Cyprinodontiformes; Rivulidae
Product: leucine-rich repeat and fibronectin type-III domain-containing protein 2
Exons: 2
Coding region: 18-2384 (788 amino acids)
Cellular component (GO): cell surface; postsynaptic density membrane
Molecular function (GO): protein binding
Source: RefSeq, a predicted model, not a curated record